This is a messenger RNA of Drepanopeziza brunnea f. sp. 'multigermtubi' MB_m1, 366 nucleotides long. NCBI's taxonomy places the organism in Eukaryota, Fungi, Ascomycota, Leotiomycetes, Helotiales, Drepanopezizaceae. The record is from RefSeq and is a predicted model, not a curated record.
AUGCCUGGGGCCGUCUGGUCAAGGAAGAAUCUCUGCAGAAAGGUCCUCCUGCAGCUGAAGCAGAUGGUCCAGGAACUGAGGGCUCUAAAACCACCGCCUGGCGCGGGAGUAGAGAGGUGUGUCGGAGGUUCAAUGAUUGACUGCCGCCUACCGCAUGGGACUCCGCGCUUUGGGCCUUUCAAGACAAUUCAGGACUUGCACCGAUGGCUCAGAGAUGGCUAUGAGGGACCGAAAAGACGUGAUGACCUCACAGAAGAAGAGACGGUGGGUGGUAAGCCGUUCACAGAACCGGGGUUCAGUACCGUUGGAAUCGAUGGUUGCAAAACAGGAGGGCCCGUGGCCACCUCCAGUAUCCACACAUGGUGA